Molecule: messenger RNA, 9708 nt
Organism: Zalophus californianus (California sea lion)
Lineage: Eukaryota; Metazoa; Chordata; Mammalia; Carnivora; Otariidae
Gene: MTR
Product: 5-methyltetrahydrofolate-homocysteine methyltransferase
Exons: 33
Coding region: 1221-5018 (1265 amino acids)
Biological process (GO): pteridine-containing compound metabolic process
Molecular function (GO): cobalamin binding; methionine synthase activity; zinc ion binding
Source: RefSeq, a predicted model, not a curated record
CCCCACCCAACAAGGAGCCCAUUGCAGGACUCAGUCUCAGGAUCCUGGGAUCAUGACCAGAGCUGAAGGCAGACUCAGCCACCCAGGCGCCCCUAAUGCAGCUCUUUUGGCACACUGUAUGUGGUUCUCAUUUUUUUCCUGUUCAAUCGUUAGUUUUAACUAGUUUGUGAGUUCUUUCUCCAAAACAGAGGCCCCCGGGGGUGAGAUGUAGCUUGUCUUUCUUUGCAUUCCAAGUGCGUAGCCCAAUGCAUGAUACGUAGUUAUACUGUCAAUAAGUGACAAUUAACACGUACAUAUGUACUUCAAAGUUUUCAUAGAGCUUUCGCAGGAUCUCAUUUUCUCCCUGCUACAAUCUUAUAAAAUAGCAGUUACUGCCACCCUAUCAUUUCCUGCUUGUAGAGUGGUGAGACUCAGACGUUAAUUAUCUUGCCCCGCACCAGUCUGUAGCAAAACGUGACCAGAAUUGGUCUUGACUCCAAAUUCCCCGCUCUGGACACCACAACAGGUUGAAACCAGCGCCCACUUGGCACCACGACUUAAACUGGGAGAGGCCACGCGGGCCGCACUUCCGGAGCUCGGGCUUGGAGAUGUGUCCAGCCUCCGCAGGACUUACAGUUUUGGGCUCCCGCAACACUGGCUGCGUGGGACCUUGGACUACAUCUCCCAGAGAGCCCUGGGGCAAACCCUCCGGUAAUUGGUUAAAAUGGGAUCCGCCAAUGCCCGCGACGUGCUCGUACAGACCAAUCAUAGGCCGGAAGGGGCAGGACCUCCCACGCAGAGGCUAGAUUGAGCGGAGAAACUAACGUUGUAAGGUGUCCCAAAGCACUAGGGGCUGCGAUCCUCGGUUCUGCGCCCCGGGCGCCACGUCGUCUUCCUCUUCGGGUCCAGUCUGCGCCUUUCCCGCGACCCGACUUCGGGUCGCGCGUGUGUGGCCGCCAGCCCCGCGCCGAGGACCGGCCGGGUGACCGGGAAGAAAGCACGUGCUCGAGCAUUGUAGCGGCCGAGGGCGCGCCUGUCAUCCCCACGCCGCGCCCAGGUCCAGCGGGAGGUCCCCCGCGCGGCGUACGGUGUGCGGAAGGCCCCGGGCGCCGCGGGCUCCGGAGCAGCUACCUGGGCCGCGGAGGCCGGGGCUGGCUGGCGUCACUCUUGGCCCUGUCCUCCUGUGCAGAGUGCGACUUCCCGGCUUCGCCCCUGGCCUGCGGAGGAGGAGACUCGGCGGCAUGUCACCCGCGCUGCCAGAGCUGACGCCUUCCGCAGGUGUGAAGAAAAGCCUGCAGGAUGAGAUUGAAACCAUUCUGCGGGAGAGGAUCAUGGUGCUGGAUGGAGGGAUGGGGACCAUGAUCCAGCGGCAUAAGCUAAGUGAAGAAGACUUCCGAGGUCACGAAUUUCAAGAUCACGCCAGGCCGCUGAAAGGCAACAAUGACAUUUUAAGUAUAACUCAACCCAAUGUCAUUUACCAAAUCCAUAAGGAUUACUUGCUGGCUGGGGCAGAUAUCAUCGAAACAAAUACUUUCAGCAGCACUCACAUUGCCCAAGCCGACUAUGGCCUUGAACACUUGGCCUACCAGAUGAACAAGUGCUCUGCGGGGGUGGCCAGAAAGGCAGCCGAGGAUGUGUCUCUCCAGACAGGAAUUAAGAGGUUUGUGGCAGGAGCUCUGGGUCCAACUAAUAAGACACUAUCUGUGUCCCCGUCUGUGGAGAGACCAGAUUACAGGAACAUUACAUUUGAUGAGCUCGUUGAAGCAUACAAAGAGCAGGCCAAAGGGCUUCUGGAUGGUGGGGUUGAUAUCUUACUCAUUGAAACUAUUUUUGAUACUGCUAAUGCCAAGGCAGCCUUGUUCGCACUCCAAACACUUUUUGAAGAGGAGUAUCCCCCCCGGCCUAUCUUCAUUUCAGGGACAAUUAUUGAUAAAAGUGGGAGAACUCUUUCUGGACAGACAGGAGAGGCAUUUGUCAUCAGUGUGUCUCACGCAGACCCCCUCUGCAUUGGAUUAAACUGUGCUCUGGGUGCAGCUGAAAUGAGACCUUUUAUUGAAACAAUUGGAAAAUGUACAACAGCCUAUGUCCUCUGUUAUCCCAAUGCAGGUCUUCCCAACACGUUUGGUGACUACGACGAAACUCCGCAUAUGAUGGCCACGCAACUGAAGGCCUUUGCUGUGGAUGGCUUGGUCAAUAUAGUGGGUGGUUGCUGUGGUACGACACCAGAUCAUAUCAGGGAGAUUGCUAAAGCUGUGAAAAACUGUAAGCCUAGAGUUCCACCUGCCACUGUUUUUGAAGAGCAUAUGUUACUAUCUGGUCUAGAGCCCUUCAGGAUCGGACCGUACACCAACUUUGUUAACAUUGGAGAGCGCUGUAACGUGGCAGGAUCCAGGAAGUUUGCUAAACUCAUCAUGGCAGGAAACUAUGAAGAAGCACUGAGUGUUGCCAAAGUGCAGGUGGAAAUGGGAGCGCAGGUGUUGGAUAUCAACAUGGAUGAUGGCAUGCUGGAUGGUUCGAGUGCAAUGACCAGAUUUUGCAGCUUCAUUGCUUCCGAGCCCGACAUCGCCAAGGUGCCCUUGUGCAUCGACUCUUCCAAUUUUGCCGUGAUUGAAGCCGGCUUGAAGUGCUGCCAGGGCAAGUGCAUUGUCAACAGCAUCAGCCUGAAGGAGGGAGAGGAUGACUUCUUGGCGAAGGCUAGAAAGAUUAAGAAGUUUGGAGCUGCUGUGGUGGUCAUGGCUUUUGACGAAGAAGGGCAGGCGACAGAAACAGACACCAAAACCAGAGUGUGCAUGCGGGCCUACCAUCUACUUGUGAAAAAACUGGGCUUUAAUCCAAAUGACAUCAUCUUUGACCCUAACAUCCUCACCAUUGGUACCGGGUUGGAAGAGCACAACUUGUAUGCUGUUAAUUUUAUCCAGGCAACAAAAAUCAUUAAAGAAACCCUACCUGGAGCCCGAGUGAGUGGAGGUCUUUCCAACUUGUCCUUCUCUUUCCGUGGAAUGGAAGCCAUUCGAGAAGCAAUGCAUGGGGUUUUCCUUUACCACGCAAUCAAGUUUGGUAUGGACAUGGGGAUAGUGAAUGCGGGAAGCCUCCCGGUAUAUGAUGAUAUCCACAAGGAGCUUCUCCAGCUCUGUGAAGAUCUCAUCUGGAAUAAAGACCCUGAAGCCACUGAGAAGCUCCUGCGCUAUGCUCAGACUCAUGGCAAAGGAGGGAAGAAAGUCAUCCAGACUGAUGAGUGGAGGAAUGGCCCCAUCGAAGAACGCCUGGAGUAUGCCCUCGUGAAGGGUAUUGAAAAAUAUAUUAUUGAGGACACUGAGGAAGCCAGGUUAAACCAGGAAAAAUAUCCCCGGCCUCUGAAUAUAAUCGAAGGGCCUCUGAUGAACGGCAUGAAAGUUGUCGGUGACCUUUUUGGAGCUGGAAAAAUGUUUCUACCUCAGGUUAUAAAGUCAGCUCGAGUCAUGAAGAAGGCUGUUGGCCACCUUAUUCCCUUCAUGGAAAAAGAAAGAGAAGAAAAUAAAAUGCAUGCUGGCAUAGAAGAAGAAGAGGAUCCUUACCAGGGCACCAUUGUGUUGGCUACUGUGAAGGGCGACGUGCACGACAUAGGCAAGAACAUAGUUGGCGUGGUCCUUGGCUGCAAUAAUUUCAGAGUUAUUGAUUUAGGAGUCAUGACUCCCUGCGACAAGAUCCUGAAAGCUGCUCUUGACCACAAAGCAGAUAUAAUUGGCCUAUCAGGACUCAUCACUCCUUCCCUGGAUGAAAUGAUUUUUGUUGCCAAAGAAAUGGAGAGAUUGGCUAUAAAGAUUCCACUGUUGAUUGGGGGAGCAACCACUUCGAGAACCCACACAGCGGUUAAAAUAGCUCCAAGGUACAGUGCGCCUGUAAUCCACGUCCUGGAUGCAUCCAAGAGUGUGGUGGUGUGCUCGCAACUAUUAGAUGAGAAUCUAAAGGAUGAAUAUUUUGAGGAGAUCAUGGAAGAAUAUGAAGAUAUUAGACAGGACCAUUACGAGUCUCUCAAGGAGAGAAGAUACUUAACCUUAAGUCAAGCUAGAAAAAACGGUUUCCGUAUUGACUGGCUGUCGGAGCCCCCUCCAGUGAAGCCCACGUUUCUUGGGACUCGGGUCUUCGAAGACUAUGACCUGCGGAAGCUGGUGGCCUACAUUGACUGGAAGCCCUUCUUCGAUGUCUGGCAGCUCCGGGGCAAGUACCCGAAUCGAAGCUUUCCCAAGAUAUUUAAGGACAAAACUGUAGGUGAAGAGGCCAAAAAGGUCUAUGACGAUGCCCAGGGCAUGCUGGAAGUGCUGAUCAGUGAGAAGAAGCUCCAAGCCAGGGGCGUGGUGGGGUUCUGGCCGGCGCAGAGCGUGGACGACGACAUCCACCUGUACGCGGAGGACGCUGCGCCACCGGCCGCGGAGCCCAUAGCCACCUUCCACGGGCUAAGGCAGCAGGCCGAGAAGGACCCUGCCAGCGCGGACCCAUACCAGUGCCUCUCGGACUUCAUUGCUCCGCUGCAUUCCGGCGUCCGCGACUACCUGGGUCUGUUUGCCGUCGCCUGCUUCGGGGUGGAGGAGCUGAGCAAGGCCUAUGAGCAGGAGUGUGACGACUAUAGCAGCAUCAUGGUCAAGGCUCUGGGAGACCGGCUGGCUGAGGCCUUUGCGGAGGAGCUCCACGAGCGGGUCCGCAGGGAGCUGUGGGCCUACUGCAGGCACGAAGAGCUGGACGUCGCCGACCUGCGGCGGCUGCGCUACGAGGGCAUCCGGCCGGCGCCCGGCUACCCCAGCCAGCCCGACCACAGCGAGAAGCUCACCAUGUGGAAGCUCGCCGACGUGGAGCGGUGCACGGGCAUUAGGUUAACGGAAUCCCUAGCAAUGGCACCUGCUUCAGCAGUAUCCGGCCUUUACUUCUCCAAUUUGAAGUCCAAAUACUUUGCAGUGGGGAAAAUUUCCAAGGAUCAGAUUGAGGAUUAUGCUCUGCGGAAGAACAUGUCUGUGGCUGAGGUUGAGAAAUGGCUGGGACCCAUUUUGGGAUACGACACAGAGUAACUUGUUUAUUUAUUUAUUUUUAAAAUCCUUUUCUCUGCUUGAGGAUCCUCAAGGAAAUAGAGUCCAGAGUGCCUUUAAAAUGAACAGCAGUAGUAGCAGCGUAUAAGCCCGGCCGCCUCACUCUGCUCCAGGCUUUGGAAGACUGUUUGGUGGAACCUUGUAGAGGAGCAGGGCCUUCCUGUGUCCUUGGGAAGCAAGCGGCUCCUUUCCGGGGGACCUUGAACGAAGAGCAGCAAGCACAGCGCUGGUGGUUUUCCUGGUCCGCACAGACAGGACAAGCUGGAGUUAGAGGUCUUCUGCAUUUCAUAGCAAGUCAACUUGCUUUUUUUUUUUUCCCCCAUUUUUACCUUGCGUCUAGGAGGCCACUUACUAUUAUUUUUUUUUUUCUCUUGCUCUCUUAGAAAAAGGCCUGAGACUUAGCUGAGUAGAGAAAUGUAUAGAAAAACGUGACCCUGUGGCAAAAUCACCCUGUGCGAAAUGGGGCAUUUUAAUCUAAAACGGUUGCAACAGCACUCUGACAGGGAAGAAAGUACAACUCUGCUCUCCCUCUGGAAGACCUCAUUUUCAUUUUCUGAAGUCCCGGUUACAUGCGUGCGGAAGUCCCUUUGGCAGAAGGCCUGCUCUCACCGCUGACUGCUCAGAGAUGCUCAGGCUGUUUGCCCUAGGGUGGUCAGACACAGGGGUGUUCUUCUAGCAUUUCUGUCCUCUUCUAGUUUCAUAUUCUCUGCCCUGAGGGCGAAGAAGGAGGUGGGGCGAGGAAGUGGCUGCUCAGGGUAGUUAGCAUCUUGUCACUGUUUUCUGGAGCUGAGUAGGCUCUCGGCUGAGCCGCUGUGUCCUGUGCAGAGUUGGACAGACGAGCAGUGAGAUUGCACUCAAUUCCCCCAUUUCUGUGCCGACCCGACUGCAGACUCCUGCAGUGUAGGACAGCACACUGAUGUGUUCUCAGUUAUUUUGGGGGAAAUGGCUAAGAACAUGGACUUUGACGUCAGACAUACCUGGAUUCACAUUUCACCUUUGCCACUCGCUGUGCAAUGCGGGCAAAUUGCUUCCACUCUCCAACACUAUCUUCUCAUCUGUACAAUGGGGACACCAGUUCCUCUGUCAUGGGCCUGAGGGGCCGAUAAAUGAGGUGAUGCACAUAGGGCAUGUAGCAGGGGAUCUGACACACAGUAGCUUCUGUAGAGCUCAAUGGGUAGCGCCUCCAGCUCAGCACACGGUUAGUCUUCCUGGGAAGGGAAUAGAUUAACGGAAGCGAAAAGGAUACCAGGGGAUCGCAGUUGAUAAAGACUGGACUGCCUGCAUGAGGUGCCCUUUCUGGGAUUAGAGCCCCAUUUACACUGUGACUGGGACAGGGAAGCUGCCUUCGUGUCCCAUGAACCGUUAGGACUCAUGUUCUGUGUGACAGCCCUCUCCCUCGGCUCUCGUGAUUUAAGCCUUGGUUCCCAAAGCAGUUCUAGCAAAUGUACAUUCAAGUGCAUCGGAGGUGAAAGGAAAAAAUCUUCGGAGAAGGAGAACCCUCCACAUCUGCAGUGUAUCCAUGUGGACUUACAGAGGAACGGACCUUUCAGCCACCACUUGCCCUUGAAGCAUACACAGCUGUGUGCUUCUUGAGGUACAGUCGGUCUGUGCGUGAGUGAGAACGGGACUCAGUUUCCCGAGGCACUUAGUCGGGAGACUUAUCUUCUGUUCUGUAACAGGUGUGUUAUUCUUGGUACCUUCUUCUGUGAGAAAGGGUAACCUCCUCCGAAUAUUUGACUGUGUUUCGUCAGAAUUAGAGUUGCUAAGAGUCUCCUGAUUUCAUUAGGUAUUUACCAUCUCUUCCCUCAGCUGGUUAUGUGACAGAAUGGCUUCCUUAAAUGUACUGUUCAUCUCAUCCCAUGAGGGAUGCCUUUUUUUCCAAAGACAGAAACAAGUUUGUGCAAGUUCGAGCCCCUGUAUAUUCAUGAAAGAAUAUAAAAUGCAAGUUGAAGCCCCCUCCCUUGUUUAGGUCACACACUUGGAAGGCAGGUAGGUGGCCGUCCUGAAUGCAGUGUCAGUGCCUGUCCAUGCAGAACCUCUGCUGGUUGUCUCCGUCUGUGGCUGUCAUUCGAACCCACUCAUAGUCAUCAUUUUCACUGAAGAUCCCACAGUAUUUUUCCCUGUAAAGAGGCGCUUGUUUGGCAUCUUCCUCUCUCUGCCGCUUGCUCUGCUGUCCACACUGAGGAGUCUGGUUGGUGGGAUGGUGGGGAGAUCGGGUGUAUGACAACCCGUUUCUCCUCUGAGAGAUUCUCCUAUGUCCUCGCUGCGCUCACAGCUGAACUCGCGUAAGAAUAGUCCGCCUUCUUUCUGUUUCUCUCCGACAUGCCCUCAGCAGAUACUGACUGACUGCUGUGUGCCCCCCACCUGCUCCCCCUUUCUCUCUUGAACCCAGUGAAGUUAGGUUUUUACCUGCCUCUUCUGGCAUCAGUGACCUCUCAGAGGUUAGACCCAGUGGCCUUUGCGGAGAUUUGUCAUCUGCGUGGGCCUGGACAACGCAGACCCACUUCUUCAAAACUCUCCUUUCCCUGCUUCCCCCUUGGCAUCACUCUCUGCUUACCCUUCUGUGUUUCUGAUCAUUUCUCAGCCGUUUUCAUAGUUUUUUUUUUCUUCCUCUGCCCAUUUAAAUCCUGGUGCCUCAAGGGCCUGGCAUUAGUGGCCUCUUUGGCAUGUGUAGUUCCAGUGGGUGAUCUCACGGAGUCAGCAUCCCCAUCUAAGCUCUGUCCUGAAGAGCACAGCGUACAGCCAGCAGCCUCUUCCAGGCAGGCAGACAGACAGACACCUCCAUGUGUCUCGUCUCAUCCCUCUCCAACCGUGAAAUUCAGUCAUGAAGAAUGGUGCCACCACUCCAACAUGAAACCUCACACUCAGCCUGUAUCAUCUUUGGCUUAGACUAUUGCAGGCAUCUGACAAAGUCAGCACAUGAAAGACACACUUAGCCUACUUUAGUCAGGAUGGCGGUAGGGAUAUUUUGGGAGGGCAAUGCUUAGGUGAAGGCCUGAUUUGGGAUGUGAGGGAUGAAGAUGAAGAAACAAGGCAGGAACAAGCUGUCUUUGUUCAUGAACAGGAGUAUGAAGGGUUGUAAAGGUAUCACAUCUUCCCAAAUUGAUCUAUAGGUUCAGUGCCAUUUCCAGCAGAAAUUAUAGUAGAGUCUGGGUUCAAUAUGACAAGCAGAUAUUUAAAUUUAUAUGGAAAAGCAAAGGACUAAGAAUGGCUGAGUGCUUCCAAAUGUGAAGAAGAGGUUACGAGGUAGUAGGUUUUGUUGUACGUGGUGCAGAGGUGGGCAUUCCGAGCAGUGCCGUGAAAUGAGGAGCCUGCAGGAUAACCCGUGAGUGUGUUGACCUUCACAACAUGGUGGAGGUGGCUUGGCGCAUCCGGGAGGACAGGCAGGGUGACUCCACACGGGGUGCUGCAACAAUGCUUAUCUGAAGGGAAAAGGUGAAAUUUGGUUUCUGCCUCACGUGUUAUCCAACCAUCAAUUCCAAAUAUAUUGAGGUCUUAAAUACAAAAAAUAUAUAUUUCAGUGUUUGCGUGGAUAAGCCUAAGGGCAGGAAAGAAUCCCUCGAGACAUAAAGGACUAACCACAAAAAGAAAAGAUGAUUAAAUCAACUGUUUUUUUUUUUAAAGAUUGAUGUUAAGCUAAUAAUUUAAAGUAGUGAAAAGACAAACCCUGACUUGAGAUAUUUGUACUACACUUGACUGACAAAGGAUUAGUAAGCAGAAUAGAUAGAGGGUUCCUAUUUAAGAAAAAGAGAAACUUGGCAGAAUUAGUCUGGAAAGGCAUUUCCCAGAAGAGGAAAUACACAUGGCUUAUAAAACAGGUGUUCCACAGCCUCGGAGAUCAGAAGUAUGAAUAAAGACGACAACGAGAUCCCAUUUUACAUCCAUAUUUUGCAGAAGUUAAGGAGCCUGAUGAUACGGGGUGCCGAAGAAGCUCUGUGAGAACUCUCAGGGUGCAGGCACAUGACCAGGCACCUCUGCUUCAGAAAACCAUGCUACCUCCCAAAGCUGAACUCUUGCACGCGUUAGGAUCUGGCUUACGACUCAGACUCCCCCUCGGGUAUCCAACGAACUUGCACACAUGUGCCCAGGGGUGUGGGCAAGAACACUUGGAACACAAGAACACAUGUGGUUCAUAGCAACGUCUUCAUGAUAGUCAAGAACCGAAACACCCGAAAUGUCCCAUCUGUCUAUAGGGGAAUGGGUAAAUAAGUUAGGUAUAUUCAUACUAAGCGGUUAUUAUUCAGUAGUGGAAAUGAAUGAACUGCAGCUAUAUGGGACAAUAAGAAUGAAUCUCAGGAAAUAAGAACAAAAGCAGACCCCAGGAGAUCAUGGGCUGUGAUGCUAUUUUUAUGGAGCUCAAAAACAAGCAAAACCAAAGAAUAUAUUGUCUAACCGCACAAUUAGAAAUUUUUUACAACUAUGUUGUAAAAAAAAGAAGAAGUAACACUGAUAAACCAAAAUUGAGCAGAGGAAUUAACCCUGAGAGGGGGAACCUAAGCGGAUCACAGAGGGACACCUAGGUGGAUGCAGGUCAUUAGUAAUACUCUAGUUCUCGGGUUGUAUGAUAGGUUUAUGGCUGUUUGUUAUAUUAUUCUUUAGUAACAGAGUUUUAUAUGUAUUAAAUGUUGUACUUAAUGCAUGUUUUAAGUCUAUUUUAAAUAAAGACAGAAUA